AUGGGACCCAAGCUGCUAACACCAGAGGAGCUGAUCACUCCGGCAGAAACACCGCAGGCUGAAUCCUCAGAGGCUCCUGUCAUCGAUAAAGAGAGCCUUAUGGCCCGACUCCAGAAUAUACCGACCGAAACGCUCCGCAGUAUUCUCAUGAACCAAGUGGACCUCGAGAUCCGCCUCAAGCACCGAGAGCUCCGUCUUACCGAAGAAGAAAUCGGCAAGUGUGAAGCCCAGAUGCUAGCGCUUCGCAAGUUCUUCGAUGUGCCCAACGAUGUGACUUUCAACAGUGAACCCAACGACUUCACACUCAAGUACUACGAUGUGCUCAACAAGUCGCUCUCCGUGAGCUACACACGGCUCCAGCAGCAGCUGUACCAGGAGCAGCCGAAAUUUAACGAAGCGGUGUUUGAAACAGCGCCACCAGAACCAGCCCACUACAGAACAAGAUCUACAACGUCAUCGCUACGUCCCAGCAUAACAGGCCCUGGUCUCCGGGUGGCAGGCUGCUUGUACCGCCGAACUGACGGCAUCAUCGUCAAGCUUACGUGUCCCGAUUGCCACCGUAGCAAUUUCUCGUCAGCGCAAGGUUUCCUCAAUCACAGUCGAAUUGCACACACCAAGGAAUACACCUCGCAAGACGCAGCGGCAUUGCAGUGUGGCGAGCUUCUCCCUGACGAUUUUCAAGAUGAUGAGGGCGUGGCUAGUCUAAAGAGCUUGCGUCAGAAAGAGCUUGAUCCGUCGAGGCACCUUAAUGUGAAUGAGAUGUACUUUGACGGGCUCAGCUCGACCCUCGGCACGGCCCCCGUGGCACCUUCAGAACCCUUCCAGAAAGUUCAGCGGAGCCGAAGUAACGACGAAAAUAACGAGCUCAUGAAGAAGCUUAUCAAGAGCGGUGUCGCCCAAGACGCCAAAGCAUACAAGGAGCUUGUGGACCAAGCCCGGCAGGACGUCCCCAAUGCCCAUUUAUUCGAAGGUGAAGUUGAAGAAAGCGAAAGCGAAGCGACGCCUGCCACGCCAGCUACACCAGCUACACCGCGUGCCGAAAGGCCUAAACCGGAAAAGCUGACUUCGAGACGAGGAAUCAUUGAGGAGAGGAGACAUCCCGAGAGUGGGGGCAAAUAUGAGAACCGGUUACGGAGGCGGAAGUCAAGGAGCUUCGUCGACGAGGACGACUACACACCUGGCGGGUCCUUGAAGAGGCCCAACUCAGACAAGGCCGAUUACUUUUCCUACGAAGCCGCUGACGUGAACGAACCCAUGACCAAGCUACAUCUCCAGCUGCCUCUUCUAAACUUCGACACGGCAGACUACUUCGCCAACCUCCCGCAGCAUACCUUUGCCCGAUCUGACUCGGCCUCCUCGACCGCCUUUGCAAAGCCUAGAUUACACAAGAACGCUGCAAACUCCAUCUCCUCCUUGACGUCCGACUCCACCGUGGUGGGCGACACCUCGUCGUCCUCCGCUGACCUUUCCAUGUCGACUGACACGCUUAUUGGCGAAAACUCGUCCAACUCGUCCCCCACAAAAAACCGCCGCAACAUGCUCCAGUUGAAGCUCAACGUUCCACGUCGUUCAUUCCAGCAGCCACUCGAGCCGCUCUACGAGUUUGAAGAGGAGGACAAGAAAUGCGUCUCCGCUACUACGCCUCGUUUUAACUUCGCCAACGAAACCCCUAAAACACCCACCAGCACAUAUCAGCAGCCUCCCUCGCUCAAAACACUGCUAACGGCCCCUCUCUCACUGAGCGCCACCACUUUUGCUCCUCCCACCAUUAAGAAGCAUCCGACCUCAGGUGACUUGGGCAGAUCAGACUACGUCGCCUCCAUCAAGACCGAACAAACAAGACGCCUUCACCAGGUUCCCUUGCAAGAAAACUUGCGUGGCAGCAUCACAGGCGUCUCUCCUGCUAUCAGAUAUGUGUCUCGUGAGGAGAUCGUUGCUCUCUUGAAGGCUCGUCGUGUUCUCGACUCCACGCAUCUUCCAAGCGUCUUGAUCAUCGACAUCAGACCGUUUGCAGACUACAUGAAAGGGCAUAUUUCAGGGGCACUUAACGUGUGUCUCCCUCUGACUCUUCUAAAAAGAGCAAACUUUAAUUUUCUUCGCUGCAUGAACUCGCUUCCAACAUACGAAAAGACCAUCUUACAAAACUACAUGCAUCAUUAUUCUGAUGAGUCCUUCACUGGAUACAGCAUGCCUCCCAUACUUGUCUACGACAACACAAAUUCUUCCAGCGGUUUGUUGCACAUGUGCAAGAAAUUGGUGGAUGGUUCAAGUUGGGAUUUGAAAAAUGGGCCUCCAAUCUAUCUUAUAGACGAGAACUUUCUGGCUUUCACUGCAUCAGCUCCUGAAUUCAUUGGUUCCGGAAAGGAAGAUACGAUUGACAUCAACCUGUUGUCUGUGAAGCCUCAAUCUUUGGGUGCACCUGCCGUGACAAAACCAUCUCUCUCGAUCGACACUUUGAAGCGCAGUCCAGUGCAACAGCGUCGCUCGCAUUCACUCACAGGUGUUCCAUGUUCCAGUGCUACUUUCCAAGAUAUCUCUACACAAGUGUCGAACUUCAAGCUUCCUCAAGAUAUACCCAUGGCUAAGUUCAAAAUUAGACACAAUGAAGAGAUGUUUGAGAGUUUGGUAACGCCAAAGAAGGAAGAGUUUGGUCUUUCUACGUUAACGCUGGCAGAGAUGGCCAAGCUUCCUCCUUGGCUCCAAGCUGUGGAGAAGAAUUCUUGCAUGGUCACUGACGAGUUCAACAAGCUUGAGCAGUGCGAGAAAAAUCGUUUGAAUGGUGCAUUUUGCUACAGCGAAAUUAAGCCAGAAAUUUCCACUCCUGGCGGAUCCUCUGAAAUCUGUCCUCAGAUCAACUGCGGCCUUGACUAUGGCCACAAGAACCGUUACAAAGAUAUUUUCUUAUUCGAUCACUCGCGUGUUCGGUUAACGGACGGGGCCAGAAUCAAGUCUAAAAGCCAGUCUUGUGACUACAUCAAUGCCUCGUAUUUGAACCCACUGAAUUAUGUGGGGGAUGUCGUGCAAGGCGAGGUCACUCAGGAGAAAGUUGACGAGUUGAAGUACAUUGCAACGCAGGGUCCUAUGAGAGAAACCAUUGGAGAUUUUUGGAAAUGCGUCAUCAAUCAGAAGUGUCUUUUGAUUGUCUCCUUAUCGGGUGAAUACGAAAACGGUGUGCACAAGUGCUCACCAUUUUGGAAGCCUGGUGUCUACAGAUCAGGUGAGAAUAUUAUCAAGGUUGAUAUUGAGAGCGAAGAGAUUCAAGGCAAUCUUGUGAUCAGGUCCUUCAAGGUCAGUUCGGACGCUAAGGUCUUUCACCGUGUGUUACAGCUUCACUUGUGCACCUGGGCCGACAUGAGCAGCGCUGUGGAUCCUAAGGAUUUGAUAAAUCUCGUGACAAUCAAGAGACACGUUCUCGACAAGGUGAGACAUCGUCCUCAGUAUCACACCAUCACGCAUUGUUCUGCUGGUUGUGGCCGAACUGGUGUGUUCUGUGCUGUGGACACGAUUGUCAACCUCUCGAGGUGCAAUGGCGGUUCUUUCGACUUUGCUAGCAACCCGGUUUACCCGAUGGUGAACAACUUGCGUCGGCAAAGAAUUCUGAUGGUGCAGACCAUGAGGCAGUAUUACUUGAUUUAUGACACCCUCGUGCACCAUGUGCUCCACGGGGCCCAGGAAUGGAUUGGCGACCUCAACAUCGUCAACGACUUUGUCUCACAGGUGAACGAAAGCGCUUUUUUAUAG
Molecule: messenger RNA, 3741 nt
Organism: Candidozyma duobushaemuli
Lineage: Eukaryota; Fungi; Ascomycota; Pichiomycetes; Serinales; Metschnikowiaceae
Gene: PTP3
Product: tyrosine protein phosphatase
Exons: 3
Coding region: 1-3741 (1246 amino acids)
Biological process (GO): protein dephosphorylation
Molecular function (GO): protein tyrosine phosphatase activity
Source: RefSeq, a predicted model, not a curated record